Periophthalmus magnuspinnatus is the source of this 5427-nucleotide messenger RNA. RefSeq names its product RING finger protein 11-like. The record is from RefSeq and is a predicted model, not a curated record. The coding region runs from base 454 to 918 and encodes 154 amino acids. Lineage: Eukaryota; Metazoa; Chordata; Actinopteri; Gobiiformes; Gobiidae. The transcript is spliced from 3 exons.
GUAUGUUGACGUCAUUUCCUGAUAACAUGUCCUGCUGUUAAAGAAAGAGCUAACAGAUGAGAACACACUUUAUUUUUACAAACCUGCUGUAAAUAGCGGGUUGUCGUUCGGUCUGAUCUCUCUCAUAUCGUAGAGGAAAAAGCGCAGCUGCUGUUUAAAGAGCUGUUCAGUGACUUUGGUGAUUAGAAUUUUGGGAUGAGCGAUACUUGUCGAGGAAGUAUCCCAGCUGGCUAGCAGACUUAGCUAGUUGUUAGCAAGGGAGUUCUUUGUUUUGUAUUUCAGAGAACAUGCACAGAAAUUGUUGUUGACAUUACUGAGGUGUAUGAUCGUUAUGGACAGGAGACAUCCGGCGACAGCAGCGUUGUAAAAUCAGAUAUUAACGGAGUAGCUUGUGAUACGUGGUCAAACUUUAGAAAGAACAGUUUCGGGUUCUCCGCUGGACAAAGGCAGACCAUGGGAAACUGUCUCAAGUCUCCGACAUCGGACGACAUCUCUCUGCUCCAUGAGUCCCAGUCGGACAGGGCCAGUUUUGGAGACGGGAUCGACCCUGACCUAGAGCCACCUCCACCUUAUCAGGAGCCAGCUCACAUGCCGCUGUACCACCCCACGCCCAGUCAGACCCGCCUGGCCUCACAGCUGACGGAGGAGGAGCAGAUCCGCAUCGCUCAGCGCAUCGGCCUCAUCCAGCAUCUCCCCAAAGGGGUCUUCGACGGAGGCCCAGACGGCUCGGAGAAGAAGAUCAGAGAGUGUGUGAUCUGCAUGCUGGACUUUGUCUAUGGUGACCCCAUCCGGUUCCUGCCCUGUAUGCACAUCUACCACAUGGACUGUAUAGACGACUGGCUCAUGAGGUCCUUCACCUGCCCCUCCUGCAUGGAGCCUGUGGAUGCUGCCCUGCUCUCCACCUACGAGACCAACUGAAUACACAUUCCCCUUUCUCUGUUAGCUCCAAUAUGGCCGCUCCUCCCAAAACACAAGCCCCUAUACUCCCCUUAUCCUCUUGUACAGCGACAAAAGAGGAACAAAAAUGUCUUUGCUGUUGUCUUGCACUUUCAAAAAUGUUGGCCUUCUCUGCCCCUCAUCUCCAUUUUAAGAAAUAAUCAUAAAAAUAAGCUGGUCUUGCAUUUAAAGUCCACUAUUCGGUAAGAAAGUGCUUCCAGACAACUGUGCAUGAUUGUCAGUGUGUAGUUGUGAAAUUGUGUUUGCAGUGAAGGGACAUGAGUGUGAGAAUGUACUGGAGGACUGUGGAACUGCCCACCCGAGCCGGCCUCAGGGGGGCGCCUCACACAUCCCAUAAACCACUUACAUUCCCUGUUAUGUGGCAGUUAGAAGGCUGUAUGUUGAUAGACGAGCUUCACAGUUGAUCCCGUCUCCCGUCAUGCCAUUGGUGUGGAGAGUCGGAUGUUUUUUGAAGAUCACUACUUAAGGUACUUAGCUUUUGGUCUGGAUAUCCUUGUUAGCAUUAUUGUCCAUGUUCACAGAUGUUUUUGCUGGAGGUUUUGCUCUUUGUCAGUUACAUUUAUAUAUAACAUAAAGAAAUCAAAAGCCUAAGUAAUGCAUUAUACAGAACAAUAUUGAUAUUAAAAACUAAAUGCAAACAAUAUUUAAAAUGCUAUUCUCAAAACAUAAACCUUUCUCUGGAUUUCUUUUACUACAUUUUUUUUCAGACCAAGUAUUAGUUUGUUUUCAUGCCUGAUCGUUUCGACUUCUCACUGGCGGGAUUCCUUUAAACCAGGAUGAGGGGCCCUUUUUGCUCUCACAGACCUGAGAUAUUGACCUGAAGAAGUCUGACUGCAGAUGGCACUGCCUUCCUGGUUCCAACCAUAAACUGUACCUAUAUAAAUGGACAUAGCUAACCUGCUAGCCGUUGCAUUUCAAUCAGGAAGUGGUCAUGGGUGCACUUCUGGCUCCAUCGACUCUGGCUCUCACUUUACAUUAGAAAAUUGUGUCCCCUCUCUCUAUAACUGCUGCUGUCAGACUCGUCAUUUUGGCUUUAAAUUGUUCGUAUUAACCUGCUCUAUGUGAUCCUGGGGUUUUUAUUUCGCUAUUGUGUCUGUAAAUGAAGAUAUGAACAUUAAUAACAGACAAAUCAGCUGCCUUCUUUAACCGAGGUUGCUCCUGCUAGUGUUAGCAACAGGUCUGUUUGACAGCCUUACUAAGCUUAGAGAAGAGGCCUCACUCCGAUUGGCUCUUCGAUUGCACAUCUACUUGCGGUUGGAAUUCCAAAUAUGGAACUCUGCUCCAAAUUGGCCGCUAUAACUGCUAGCCUCGAUGAGCUUCAUUUGACUGGAGUCGAAUGCUGUGGGUGAUGUCACACUCACUUAGUCCACUUCUUUAUACAGUCUAUACCUCCACCAUUAGAAAGACUGCGCUACAACCUGUUUAAAUCAGCUGACCGGACACGUCACAGCUAACAUCACAUAACCACUCUGAGGUGCUAGUGAACUCCAAACUGUCAGGGAUGAAAGCAAACUAAACCUUGGUCUGGAAAAAUCUUGAAAUGACUUAUCAGGAGACCAGAUGAACCUCGUUGGACUGUCUCUGGGUCCUCUGAGAGAUAACGUCUGCUUAUGUAUGUGUCUGUAGCCCAAAGUCACAUUCAUUUUUGAUCUGAUGUAGUAUAAUGUGACAUUAUAGAGAAUCGCAUUGAAAAGACCACUGGUGUAUUGACUUAUGCAACCAAAUCCUGUAGCCAAAUUGUCUCUCAACAUACAGUCAUAACCAUUUUGAUCACUUCUAAACAGACGAUUCACAAAAGAACUAAACAACGUCAUACACUGAACUCGUUUAUCGCAGUGACGAAAUUACAAUAUUAUGCACAGACAGAAGAAGGUAAUUAACCCAAAGUUGAAGUUGAAGGUAAAAACCAGUGAUGUUGCAUGAAUGUUUUUACUGAGCGCGUGUAAAGUCAGGACAAAGGGCUCAUUCGUGCAUGAGCAGGCUAACAUUACAACGCUUGCACACUCUUUCAACUCAUCCAGAAAAUUGCACUUUACUCAUAGGACAGUAUCUAAAACAAUAUUAAUAUAUGUACUUAUAACCUUGCACUAUUUAAACAAUUUUUUUUUUCCUGAAUUGCAAACAUGGGACAGCUGAUAGAACUUUGUCACUGUAAAAGAAUUCUGGUGUUGUUAUGAACAUGCUCAAAAAGUCUAUUGUAAAUCAGUGGGACAGAGGCUUGAUGCUUGUUUUGUUUUGUUUUGUGGUGUUCGCUCGUCCUAACUUUGGGCCGUAUACAUCUGACCAAUCACAAGAAAGUAGUUUAGACUCACCAAUAUGUAUUUUAGUAUCUGGUUAGUUUUAUUUAUCUUUUAUUUCUAGACGGAGAGCCCAGUGAGAAGACAGUCUCAAUACAGACAAAUACUAACAAAAGAACAAAAUGAUUCAGGUAUAUAAGUGUACGUGUGAACAGAAUGUUGGCUUAGAGACUAGGUUGUACGAAAUCAUCUAAAAAUAUAGUUCACAUUCAUAGUAGUUGGGACAGAGAUUGUCGGUCAUAGUGAAACAUCAUCAUAUAUACGCUACCAGUCAAAAGUUUGGACACACCCUCUCAUUCGGUGCAUUUUUUCAUUAUUUUUACUACUUUCUACACUUUAUAUACACACAGAAGACAACAAAAAUAUGAAGCAAGAUAUAUGGAAUUAUGUAGUGUAGAAAAAAAGUUAAAUAACUACAAAAUAUUUUUCGACAAAGCAAAGGGUGCAGACUUUGAGGAUUUGAAUAUUUAAAAAAAUGUAAAAAAUGAAUAUUAAAAUAAACUUUUUUCUCUCUGCUACAUAAUUCCAUAUAUCUUACUUCAUAUAUUUGGUGUCUUCUCUGUGUAUAUAAAGUGUAGAAAGUAGUAAAAAUAAAGAAAAAACUGGUCCACUCAGACUUGGUGUUUUAAGUUUUACAGCUUAAAAUCACAAAAUAAUUCAUAUUCUUUAGGACUUAGCGCGUUACAGGCCCUGAAUUUCUCAUUGUCUGUUUAAAUCCACAACAAAAAUCUGAUCAUGAUCUGAUUUCUGGAGUUACACAGUUCUAUCUGAUGUGUGCAAUAAGCCUGUCACCAGAACACAUUUUGAAGUUUGAUAUAUCACUGAAGUAAAUCUAGACAAUAAACGAUAAUAUUGAAACCCAUUUACGCCACUGACACAAAAACCCAAGCGCAGAUUUAAACCACAAAAACUAUUCUAAAUCUAUAAUAUUUUUAAAAAUCAUGAGCUGCAAAAAAUAAACAGUAAAAUGAAACACUUUAGUCAUUAGUUUGAGUCUGGAAUGAGUCAGGCAAGUUAGGAAUUCAACCUUUUUUACAACUUAAACCUCAUCAUAUAGACAAAAAUUAACCAAACAUUUCCCAGUUGUGCAAAGAAAGAGUAACACGAUAAAAAUUUCCCCCAAAAAAAUAUAGUUCCAGCUUCAUAUAUAGAACGAGAAGUUGAUAUAGUGAUUAUAGUAACAGGUCUUGUAAGUAAUUUCCAUCUGAUUGUUCACAUCUCUGCAGGUUUUGGCGAGAAAAAUUAUGCAAAAAAAGCUCAAAAUAAUUAGGCAAAAACAAAAGAGAAAAGGUUUAAGAUGGAAAGAGAGACUUUGUCUUCCAAAUACAAGUUACUCUCAAAACCCAAUGUGAACCCAAAUUUUAAAUCACGAUAUAUCGCUACAGAGAAAUAUCUCUAUAAAUGAUAAUAUUGAAACUGAUUUAUGUCACUGAUUAAGAUUCAAAUAAUGCAAGAUAAUCCCAGUGAACUAUUUUAAAUAAACUGUUUCAUUAAAAGACAUGAGCGGCAGCAAAUAAACCACAGAAUGUACCAAUAAUUAGCCAUAAAACAGACUAACUCAACUUUUUAUUUUGUUUCUUAAUUUAUACAGGGUGACCCAAUCAUGGGCGCCCUGUUUAACAUACAAUACAAGCAGAAAAACAAAACUAACGAGUUAACAAGUCCGUAUAAAAUAUUAAAAACAGGUGUGUGUGUAAACGUUUGUUACCAGAACCCUCCGCCGCUUAAAUCUUAUUAGAUCGUAUUAGAAUAAAAACACCCCAAAUCUCCCACUUUUGCAAAGAAAAGGAACUCAUGAAAAAUACUAAGGCCUAAAAUAUGUUGUUUCAGCUUUCAAAUACUGAACGAUAAGUCGAUGUAAUCAUUAUCGUGACAGACCAAGUAAACACACACCAAAACUUCAAUCGAAAUACUGCGUUUUCUGAUUAUUCUACUGAUGUGAUUUUUACUGGCCAGCGUUACGUUUUUUGUUUGGUUUUGAUUUUGGUCAGUGUGUCUCAUAUCCACUGCACAACCCUCUGUCCCUUUGAAUUCCAGUGUGUGAGGAACUCUAUCUGUUUGUACUAUUCCCACUGUUGUGUUAGUCAUCUUAAUGGUUUCUUAUAGUCCCUGUUACGUUUCUUUUAGUUCCUUUCCUGAACCAUUACAGAAUAAAGCAGAAAUGUACUACUGU